UGAAUUUAAAACUAAAAAUUUGAAAUUAAUGAGUCAUUAUCCUUAUGGUCUUGUAUCUCCACAACGUUCUGUAUACCCUUAAGCAUAUUACCCUUAAUCUAUGCCUUAAUAAAGAUAAGUCGUCCCAAAUUCAUUGCCAAACCAAGUAAUUAAUUUAAAUAUCGAUAAAAUAGGUGUAUCGCCAACCUCCUGUUGUGAGACCUCCUCCCUAACCAUUUUAUCCUUAAUAUCAAAAGCCAAAUCAAUGUGUACCUACUAAUUAUGGUCAAAGUCCAGUCAAACCAUAAUCAGCUUUACAAUAAUCUUAUCCUAACAAUUAAUAAAAUUAAAGACAUCCUUAUUAUCCACCUUAAGUUUUUAAUUAACAAUAGCCUAUUACCAGACCUACUAUGCCAUAAUACUAAAUUCCUGCUUAAACAAGAGCAACUGCCUAAUAUAAUUAUUAACCAUAACAACAACAGAUAUAAAAACAGAUACCUUAGUCAUAUAAUAAGAAUUAGAUGAUUCCACCACCAAAAUAAACUUCAUAAUAAUUAUUACCAACUUAAACAAAACCUUAAUCCCCUCCUUCUUAACAUAAACCAUAAUCCCAAUAAUAAUAAAAAUUAUAAGUUCCUUAGCAAUAAAUUAAUAAGGUCCCUUAAUAAUAAAAAUAACCUCAGAUGUCUUAAAAAGAUGAUGAUUUAGAAAAGAAAUUUUAAGAUGCCAUUGAUAGAACUAGGGAUCUUGUUUAAAAAUAUUAAAAUCCAUAAUAAAAAUAACAACAACAAUAAUAAUAAUAAUAAUAAUAACAAUAACAAUAACAACCUAAAUAAUAACCUAAAUAGGAAUAACAUACAAAUAAACCUUAAGAUAAUAAUGAUUAGUUAUAAGACUUAGCUCUCUAAUAUGAAGAUGGUUAUAUUUAUAGAGGUUAAGGAAUUGAACCAGCUACCAGAGAAGGCUAUGGUAUAUUAACAGAUUAAAAUGAAAAUACUGUUUAUGAUGGCUAAUGGAAAGAUAAUCAAUAUCAUGGCUAAGGAAAAUUAAUUAAUGUUUAAGCAGAAUAGUUUGAAGGUCCUUUUGAUUAUUAAGAUUUAAGUGUGAUUGAAAAUGGUUGGUUAGGUUAUGAAGGUACUUUUAAUAAUUAUAUUAAAAUAGGUGAAUUUUCAGAAGGUAAAAUGAGUGGGUUUGGCAGAUUAUAAUUAACAAAUGGAGAAAUAUUUGAAGGUUAAUUUAUUGAUGGUAUGAUUCAUGGAGAAGGUAUAUAUUCAGCUGUAAAUGGAUUAACUAUUAAAGGAGUAUGGUAGGAAGGAGUAUUAACUUAAGUUUUUGCAUGAUUCAAAC
This is a messenger RNA of Paramecium sonneborni, 1326 nucleotides long. The record is from the annotation of a GenBank genome assembly. Lineage: Eukaryota; Ciliophora; Oligohymenophorea; Peniculida; Parameciidae.